Cyprinus carpio (common carp) is the source of this 2322-nucleotide messenger RNA. RefSeq lists its product as uncharacterized. NCBI's taxonomy places the organism in Eukaryota, Metazoa, Chordata, Actinopteri, Cypriniformes, Cyprinidae. The record is from RefSeq and is a predicted model, not a curated record.
UUAGGCUGUAUCUUUUACAGAACAGCUGUAAAUAUACAGCACAUUUCUGUUUUCAUCCCCAUAAAUUCGUAAUACAGUAUCAUACUGUAAAUGCAUUGCAUUGUGGGAUUGAUUUUAUUCGCGCUCAAAUUCAGAUGAGACGUGACGCCAACUGACAGUUCAGGCAAACUCGAUGUGCCAGAGGGUCUAAAGAUUAUUUAAUCCUUUGAUUUAUAUAAAGAGUUUUUGUGAAUUUGUAAUAAAUCUUUAAGCUUUUUGGUUCGUGUGAGCUUCGUUUCGUGUAAGCUUUUGUGUGCGUCUUUCAAAUAUGAGUUGCCUGUGACGCAGCAGAAACGGUUAACGUCACAUGAACUUCAUGAAGACGGGAGGAAGAAUUGGUUAUGCGUCUGUGAGCAAAAGUGGAUUUUAGAGCUUGAGAAGUGUUCAACUGACUGAUACGAAUAAUGUCUGGAAUGAAAGAAGUCUUGAAAGAUGCUGUAUUGUUGGUGUUGCCAAGCCUAUCUCCAGAUGUAACCAACCAGCUUGUUGAGAAGCUCAUGGACCAAGGUGUCGAAGGCUUGGAUGACUUGGUUUAUGUAAAAGAAGAUGACAUUUUGGAGUUUAUACGACCUAUCCAAUGCAGAAAACUUCUUAGUUCCUGGAAAAAUCAAGAACAUCAAAACUGCACAGUCGUACUGCCACCUGCUGAGGUUCUCCCCUCGGUUCCCCCCGAAACAAACACUACUCUUGGUUCACCUCCAUCAAGCUCCUCAAGGCCAACAUCAAGCAGUUUAGCAUCAGCCAGUGCCACACAUUCAUGGACUAAAAAUUUCCAAGUUCCCUGGAACUUAAUGCCAGACGGUAUAAAGAGUGCUGUUGAGAAUGGACAGAGACCUUCUCCUUCUGACCGAAGACAAAUGAUUAGAAUCCUUGCUGACGAAAUGAGAAAACAUGACACAAACCCCACCAGAUCACAGUGUCUUACUGUUAGUCGCAAAAUAGUGAGCCAGUAUCCAAAGUCUUUUGCUGACAUGUUGGGUGACAAGCAGGUUGGGGGUGGAUAUGAAUCUGUUCUUUCACAGCUGAAAGUACGCAUAGAGUACCUGAAUCGAACAAAUACACUAAGUCAUCAUAGGAUCCAAAGAAGUGACACCGGAACUACUAGAAAACAAAGUUCCACUGACUCGUAUGGUUGUACAAGAUGGCAGCCUGCUCUUCCACCUGGUGAAAGUUAUGACAGUCUUGAAGUGAAACGUCAGAAGAUGGAGGAGAUGCAUCUUCAUGAAGGAAUCUCUGGAGCAGAGAGAGGAGACGUUUGCAAGCUCAUGGAGGGAACCUACUGGCUUCAGCGUCACAUGAUCAAUGCAACCCCAUCCCCAACAAUUGCAGAUAUCAAAACUAAAUGGCCAUAUCUCUUCACACAGAGGCAUAUAUAUGGACAUUUUGAACAGCUUACUGACAAAAAAGUGCUCAGAUGUUUGGAAUUGUCUAUUCAGGAGUGUGGACAAAUCAUAAUUGAAUUUUUCAAAAGCAAACCAACCAAUGAUGACAUUCGAAGCAUUCUCUCCAGAGGUGAAAAUGAUGUGGAUGCCAUGGUCAUACAACUACUCCUUGCACACUUCAAAGAGAAAUUAGAUGGGGUUUUCCUUCAAGCAGAUGAAUUUGCGACUCCAUCUGAUGUCCAGCAAUCUCUUCAUUUGCCAGAGAGUCCAUGCCUUAUAUUUCUUGGUCAAUCUCUGAGCAACCAGCGCUGGAUGUUGAGUUUGGAGGGUCAAGUUGUGUGUGAAGGAGCACAGCCCAACUUCAUCACCGGACUGGCAGCGUUGUUUGCCUCCUUCUAUAAUUUCAACUUACAGUACCAGGAGGAGGCAGCAUGCACCCUUGAGUUUGUUCAGAGACGCUUUGUUGACAUCAAUCCUGAAUGUGGAUCGAAAGCAAAAAAAGGAAAAGUGACUUCAAAGAAAAGUGUGCAAAAAAACAACACCACUGUAAGCCCACCGGUUUCCUCACUUCUGCGAAAACUUGCAGACUUUGAAUGGAACUUUGUUUAGAUCCUGUCAGCAAGUACAUUAAAAGUAAAUAUGAUUACUGCCAUCGUUAAUUCCAUUUAUAAAAUACAACUGCCAUUUCAGCCAAUUUGCUGUUCUAUUUUUCUUUUUUGACUCUUUAAAUUUCUGGAAAAAAAUGUUAAAUUUGUUAAAGGUUAACAAGAUUACUAUAUUAUAAAGUGUUAAGUGUUCAACUAACAUUUUAAAUGUUUAAAAAAAAACAGCUGGCAUUUCAGCCAAAUGUGUUCACAUAAGGCAAGUGUCUGGUCGUUGCUUUUAAAAUAAAUGUUUUAAA